This is a messenger RNA of Spirometra erinaceieuropaei, 1091 nucleotides long. The record is from the annotation of a GenBank genome assembly. Lineage: Eukaryota; Metazoa; Platyhelminthes; Cestoda; Diphyllobothriidea; Diphyllobothriidae.
AUGGAUCAUCUGAGGGCGCUCUCCCAGGAGAUGUGGCGUCAAGGAGAAGUCCCGCAAGAUUUCAAGGACGCCACAAUCGUGCAUCUAUACAAGCGGAAAGGAAAUCGCCAGCUCUGUGACAAUCAUCGAGGCAUCUCCCUGCCCAACAUCAUCAGGGAGAUCUUUGCUCGCAUCCGUCUCAACCGCCUUAACCACCAUCUGGAACAAGGACUCCUGUCGGAAAGCAAGUGCGGCUUCCGCCGUCAUCGUGGAACCACGGACAUGAUCUUCGCCGUACGCACACUGCAGGAGAACUGUCAGGAAAUGCGGACCCACCUCUACUCUACCUUCGUGGAUCCGAUGAAAGGCUUCGAUACGGUGAAUUGUGAAGGAUUAUGGAAAAUCAUACAGAAAUUCGGCUGUCCCUAACGGUUCACUGAGAUGUUGCUUCAGCUCCACGACUACAUGAUGGCACGAGUCACGGACAACGGAGCUGUCUCAGAUGCAUUCGCAGUGAUCAAGAGCGUGAAGCAGAACUGAGUCCUCGCGCCUACCCUCCUCAGUCUCAUGUUCUCUGCCAUGCCGAUGGACGCCUACCGUGACGAACGCCCUGGGAUCCUCAUCGCAUACAGGACGGACGGCCAACUCCUUAACCGCCGACGGAUGCACUUCCAGUCGCGCGUAUCCACAAACACCGUCCAAGAACUUCUCUUCGCUGACGACUGCAUCCUCAACGUUACCUCGGAAAGGGAGAUGCAAAAAGGAUAUAUCUCUUCGCAGCCACCGCCGCCGCCUGCGACAACUUCUGCCUGAUCAUCAACACGGAGAAGACGGUGGUUAUGCGUCAACCGCCACCUGUCAUUGCCUACGUCGCACCCAACAUCUGCGUGAACGGUGCCCAGCUGCAAGUGGUGGACAACUUCUCGUAUCUGGACAGCACCAAAAUCGACGGUGAAGUGGCCCACCGGAUUGCCCAGGCCAACCAAGCCUUCGGUCGUCUUCAAAACACUGUUUGGAUUCGUUACGGUCUUCAACUCAGCACGAAGCUGAAGAUGUACAAGGUCGCCAUUCUACCGACGUUGCUGUAUGGGAGACUUGGACGGUGUACAUGA